AUGUUACCAGCAUCGAAUUCCGAUGAUUUCCCCCCACCACCACUUUCUGGAAAAGCUUUUGCGCAAACUGCAAUACCGUACUCGAUACUGUUUGUUAUUGGAAUACUAGGAAAUACGGCUGUUUUGGUAUAUGUCUACUUCAUCAUCAAGUCUCUGAAAUCGUCGGUGACUGCGCUUGGCAACACAUUUGUUUACGUUGUGGCAUUAUGCGCUGUCGACCUGCUGGUUACGGUCUCAAUACCGUUUUCAUUAUCGAAUACAAUACUUAAUAACUGGGUGUUUGGUGUAUUCGGAUGUAAAUUACAUUGGGCGGUCGAGCUCUCCAAUAAGAUGUGCUCGACAUUUAUUCUAACGGCUCUAGCUUUUGAUAGAUAUAUGGCCAUAUGUCAUCCAGAGAAUAAACGGGUAUUUUUUUUUCAGGUUCAUCAAAUGAAGCAGACCAUAGCGAUUACGAUCUUCUUAGCGUCUCUAUCGAUAGCGCUCAUUCUGCCAGUAGUGAUUUCAGCAACUGUACGAUCUUUCACGGGUCUCGGAUACUAUAUCUCUCAAGAUGAGGUGGAGAAGCACAGUGUCGUCAAAUACAUGUGCGUAGACGGAAUGCGACGUGAUGUGAAAUUGCUCGUCGUCGGCUUUCUGCUCGUAUUUGCCUUUAUCUUACCUUGCACACUUAUUACAUUUUUCUAUACGAAUAUCAUUAUUCGACUACGUCGCCAACAAAGGACCAUGUCACAAUCGCGUAUUCCAGUGCGGCGGAUAACAAUUUAUACGCUGGUCGUGACAUUGUUCUAUUUGUUUUGUCAGAUACCAUUUUGGUUACCACAAAUAUACGGUAUCGCGUGCAUGGUAUUCGGAUGUAAAAUUGGUUCAAGCUACAUAAUUUUGACGUACUAUUCUCACUUAUUCCCAUUUAUCUCUGCGGCUAUCAAUUGGGUUUUCUACGCCCGUCUCAAUAGCCAGUUCAAAAAGGGCCUUGUACUUGUUACUGAACGAUUGAUACGGAAGCGAACCAGAUCGGCCCAAAACGGAGCUUCUCGAGAGCGGGACCACGAUGACUUGGCUUUGGAUCUGAUUUCGAGGAUGGAUGAUGUUGUGGCGAAGUGUCCAAAUUGUGAAGUGAGGAUAAAGUAG
Molecule: messenger RNA, 1128 nt
Organism: Haemonchus placei
Lineage: Eukaryota; Metazoa; Nematoda; Chromadorea; Rhabditida; Trichostrongylidae
Source: the annotation of a GenBank genome assembly